Messenger RNA from Macrosteles quadrilineatus (aster leafhopper), 885 nucleotides. Its product is annotated as farnesyl pyrophosphate synthase-like. Gene Ontology annotation, biological process: trans, trans-farnesyl diphosphate biosynthetic process. The record is from RefSeq and is a predicted model, not a curated record. Bases 16 to 885 code for a protein of 289 amino acids. The transcript has 6 exons. Gene Ontology annotation, molecular function: (2E,6E)-farnesyl diphosphate synthase activity; dimethylallyltranstransferase activity. Gene Ontology annotation, cellular component: cytoplasm. Lineage: Eukaryota; Metazoa; Arthropoda; Insecta; Hemiptera; Cicadellidae.
GGUCAGUGAGUAGCCAUGAGGCUAACAGUGUGGCGUUCAGUGCAAUCAGUGGUCAAAAGUCAUAAAAACCGUUCAUUCUCCAGUUCUUACCUACAAAAGCCGCGCCUCAGAGACACCGCAGCUUCCGUAAUCCUCGCCAAAGAUGACUAUCAGACAGACUCACAAUAUUCGGCAGAUCUUGCGGAGUUCCAGGCUGCCUACCCAGACAUCGAGAGAGCCCUUACUGAGAUGAGAGAACGAUACGCUGACACGGAGGCUGCCAACCAAUGGUUCAAGAAGGUUCUACAAUACAACAUGCGUGGAGGCAGUCUUAGUCGAGGCUUAGCUGUGGUACAGUCUUAUCAUAUCUUAGCAGCACCUGAGGACAAUAUAGCAUCCAACACGAAACUGGCACAAGUGAUGGGGUGGUGUUUGGAACUGUUGCACACCAGCCUAGUCCUAACUCAGGACCUGAUAGACCAGGCCCGUGAGAGGCGGGGAAAGCCUUGCUGGUAUCUUCAAAAUCCCCGCCAAGCUCCCGACGGAGCCGCCAGACUGUUGGACUACAGCAUCUACAAACUACUUAAGAAACACUUUCGCAAGAAGGACUACUACAUUGAUGCUCUCGAGCUAUUUCACACAGUUGGUGAGAAGGCAAUGCUUGGGAAGAUAUUGGACAUGGAAACCAGGGGAGACCCGACGCUAAGUAGGUUUGACAUGACGACUUACAACACAGUAUCCAAGUAUAGGAAUGCCUAUCACUCAUUCAAACUGCCCGUGUCACUGGCAUUAUACAUGGCUGGAAUCAGGGACUCAGAAGUUCACAGGCAAGCGAGAACAAUCCAGUUAGAAAUGGGGAAUUUCUACCAAGCCCAAGUAAGUGAAAAGAAAAGGAAAAUGUUCUGA